AUGGACGGCAGCGCCCCCAGUGGCCUUCCCAGGGACGGCAGUGCUCUCAGGGGCCCUCUCAGGGACGGUAGCACCAACAGGGCCCUGUCAAGGGCUUUUCCAGGGACAGCUGCAAUCCCAGGCACCCUCUCAGGAAUGGAAGCGAUCCAAGAGGCUCUCCUAGGGACAUUGGCACUCCCAGGGGCCCUCUCAGGGAAGGUGGCGCCCUCAAGCGUCCCGUCAGGGGCGCUAGAUCCCCCAAGGGAUUUCACCGGGAAAGCUGCUCUCCUCGGGCCCCUACCAGGGACAGUGGCGCCUCCAUUGUUUUGGGGCGCCGCCUCCCCUAGGAGGACCUAUUGGUCCCUGGAAGCAAUGGUGCCCCAUGAAGAGGCCUGGAGGGAGCCACCGCCUCUGGAAGGGCCCUUGAAGGCACCACAGCCGCUGGCAGGGCCUCUGGGAGCACCGCGGCAGCUCGGAACGUGCCUGGAGGCGCCCCCGUCCCUGGAAAGGCCCCCAGGGAUCAUGACUGCCGCUGGGCUGCAGCCCCCAAGUGGGCCCUCCUAG
Messenger RNA from Homarus americanus (American lobster), 543 nucleotides. RefSeq names its product tetra-peptide repeat homeobox protein 1-like. Bases 1 to 543 code for a protein of 180 amino acids. The transcript is spliced from 3 exons. Lineage: Eukaryota; Metazoa; Arthropoda; Malacostraca; Decapoda; Nephropidae. The record is from RefSeq and is a predicted model, not a curated record.